This is a messenger RNA of Abrus precatorius (Indian licorice), 1515 nucleotides long. RefSeq names its product transcription factor bHLH87-like. Gene Ontology annotation, molecular function: DNA-binding transcription factor activity; protein dimerization activity. The transcript has 3 exons. NCBI's taxonomy places the organism in Eukaryota, Viridiplantae, Streptophyta, Magnoliopsida, Fabales, Fabaceae. Gene Ontology annotation, biological process: regulation of DNA-templated transcription. The record is from RefSeq and is a predicted model, not a curated record. The coding region runs from base 1 to 1515 and encodes 504 amino acids.
AUGGGCAAAGCUAGAUUAGGAAAUUCUAGGAUAAAACCACCAUUUCUAUUAAAGCUGUUGGAUCUACAAGUAGAACUGGUAGCAAGGAUCACUUUCUACUCCAAGUUUCAUCAGAAUUUACAAUCAUCCAUGGAUGGUUUAAGUUGGGAUGCCUCAGAACUUGCAACAAACACACCAAUUCUGUGGAGUACUCUUCAGCAACAAGACUUUGAAGGAGGCUACUCCAUGCCCAACAUAAGUUCAAGUGUUCUUAAUCAACUACAAGAGAUGCAAAAGGCUCCAACAUGUCAUGCAUAUGCAAAUUCUGAACGAGUGAUUUAUCAGUCAGUUGAUGCUACCACUUCAGAGAUGAUUGAUGUGAUGCCAAACACAAAUAUGUCACAGCAUGCAUCAACCAUGGAAGGGAAAUCAGGAGCUGGAGCCAGUUGGAGAGAGGCUUUAACAUCUCAAUCAUGCCCAUCUCUAUCAGUCAAUGGACCUCACAAUAUGAACCUGAUUAGCAACUACAUGCCAGAUUUCAACAUGGCCCACCACCACCACCACCACCACCAACAACAACAACAACAACAACAACUCAUCAAUGGUUCUAAAAAUGGGAAAGGUGCUUUCUCUCCUGAGUCUUUUGAUUGCUUGCUUUCAGAUACAAACAGCAACACAGACACUUCUGUGAAAGAUGAUGGAAUUUCAAUGAUUUUGUCUGACUGUGGAAACUUAUGGAACUUCAGUUAUGGCAGUGCAGCAACUUCCACUGGUGAAUCUGAGAGUAAUGCUUCCAAUGGAAAAAACAAAGACAUGCAGUGUCCAGUUAAUGAACUUGAUGAAACAGUUUCUCAAAGCUCUUCAGAUCAACAUGUCAAUCAAGGAAAAGAAAUAGAAUCAAAGGUUAUUUGUUCAAAGAGGAAUAAUGAUCAAGCUGAAAUGAUCAAAGUUGGUGCCACUGCCAGUGAUUCCUGCUUCAGUAUUGCUAACAAUUCUUCUAUUGAAGGUGGUUUCAAGCUUAUCUCAAAUAAUCCACCAAAAUGCAAGAAACCCAGAUGGGAUAGGAGUUCUUGUUCAUCAAAUAUCAAUUUCCAGCAACCAAAUUCAUCCGUGUCUUGUUCCAUUGAAGAGCCUGAUCCAGAGGCCAUAGCACAAAUGAAGGAAAUGAUAUAUAGGGCUGCAGCAUUUAGGCCUGUGAACUUGGGCUUGGAAGUGGUUGAAAAGCCUAAGAGGAAGAAUGUGAGGAUAUCAACUGAUCCACAAACAGUGGCUGCAAGGCAGAGAAGGGAGAGAAUAAGUGAGAGGAUUAGGGUUUUGCAGAAGCUUGUGCCUGGAGGAAGCAAAAUGGACACUGCAUCCAUGCUUGAUGAGGCUGCAAACUAUCUCAAGUUUCUAAGGUCACAAGUUAAGGCAUUAGAAAGUCUAGGAAACAAAGUUGAUGCAUUGAAUUGUCCUCCUACUAGCAUUGCUUUCUCUUUCAACCCUUCAUUUCCCAUGCAAACACCUCUUAGCCACAUUCAUCAUUCCCAGGGUUGA